Messenger RNA from Balaenoptera musculus (blue whale), 2150 nucleotides. RefSeq names its product mesoderm specific transcript (gene MEST). Lineage: Eukaryota; Metazoa; Chordata; Mammalia; Artiodactyla; Balaenopteridae. The record is from RefSeq and is a predicted model, not a curated record. Gene Ontology annotation, molecular function: catalytic activity.
GCAUUGCCGCAGCGCACGCCCCGGUGGCCGCUCGCUGCUUGCCGCGGCCGCACCGCCCUCGCGGGCUGUGGGCUGCGCCCGGCUGCCGGCCGACCCUGCACCGCUGCAGGCGCUGCGGCGCGCCCUUUGCUCAGGGCCGGUGUGCAGGCGGCAUGGGAUAAGACGCCGCCAUGGUGCGCCGAGAUCGCCUCCGCAGGAUGAGGGAGUGGUGGGUCCAGGUGGGGCUGUUGGCUGUACCCCUGCUUGCGGCCUAUCUGCACAUCCCGCCCCCCCAGCUUUCCCCUGCUCUUCACUCAUGGAAGUCAUCAGGCAAAUUUUUUACCUAUAAGGGACUGCGUAUCUUCUACCAAGACUCUGUGGGUGUGGUUGGAAGUCCAGAGAUAGUUGUGCUUUUACACGGCUUUCCAACAUCCAGCUAUGACUGGUACAAGAUUUGGGAAGGUCUGACCCUCAGGUUUCAUCGAGUGAUUGCCCUUGAUUUCCUAGGCUUUGGCUUCAGUGACAAACCGAGACCACAUCACUAUUCCAUAUUCGAGCAGGCCAGCAUCGUGGAGGCUCUUUUGCGGCAUCUGGGGCUCCAGAACCGUAGGAUCAACCUGUUGUCUCACGGCUAUGGGGAUAUCGUUGCUCAGGAGCUGCUCUAUAGGUUCAAGCAGAAUCGAUCUGGUCGGCUUACCAUCAAGAGUCUCUGUCUGUCGAAUGGAGGUAUAUUUCCUGAGACUCACCGUCCUCUCCUUCUCCAAAAGCUUCUCAAAGAUGGAGGCAUGCUGUCACCCAUCCUCACGCGACUGAUGAACUUCUUCGUAUUCUCUCGAGGUCUCACCCCGGUCUUUGGGCCAUACACCCGACCCUCUGAGAGUGAACUGUGGGACAUGUGGGCAGGGAUACGCAACAAUGACGGGAACUUGGUUAUCGACAGUCUCUUGCAGUACAUCAAUCAAAGGAAGAAGUUUAGAAGACGCUGGGUGGGAGCUCUUGCCUCUGUAUCUAUUCCCAUUCAUUUUAUCUAUGGGCCACUGGAUCCAGUGAAUCCCUAUCCAGAGUUUUUGGAGCUGUACAGGAAAACGCUGCCGCGGUCCACAGUGUCGAUUCUGGAUGACCACAUUAGCCACUAUCCACAGCUAGAGGAUCCCAUGGGCUUCUUGAAUGCAUAUAUGGGCUUCAUCAACUCCUUCUGAGCUGGAAAGAGUAGCUUCCCUGUAUUACCUCCCCUAUUCCCUUAUCUGUUGUGUAUUCCACUUAGCAAGAAACGCCCAAAAGAGGUCCUGGCCACCAAACACUAUUCUCUCACAAAAGUCCACCUGACUCACACUGGUGAACAGCAUAUAGUAAAAAGCCAGCAGAAGCUCUAAGGGUGACCUAAUAGUCCACCUCCCAUUCCUUUGACAUCUGGUCAAGUGUAUGGACUUGCCUUUGUGUUAUUAGGAAAUUCUGAUGGGCACUACUACUCACUGAUGCAGAAAGAUAGGCAGACAUUCUUUCUUUUGCAUAAAAGCCUUUGAAACACUUCUAUGGACUUUUCUGAAAUAUUUAGAAAUGCUAAUUUCUGGCCCUGACUGGAAUUAUCUAGAGGUGCCACCUUCACCUUGCCUUGAAUGGCUUUAAUUCUCUAAGUGACACAGAUUCAAGUGAGAAUGACUCUCCCUCGUCAUAACUUUGGAUUUAGUUUCAUUAGCUGCUUCUAACUGUAGUCAUUUUGUUAGAUUUUGGUUUCAAUAAUGCAGUAUUCUAAGUAUACUUUAAGACUAUGAUUUACCUACAUGUAUUAUGUAUGUAUUUUAUAAGGACACUAAACCAGCAGACACUUACUCUAGCAGAGUAGUUUAACCUUAUUAAACAUGUUUCAUUUCUGAGUAAAUUGAACUAAAGCCAAGCUAUUUAUAGAAUUUCCUAAAAUCACAGAACAUUAAGGACAGUAGUCUCUGUGCCAGAGAUUUACUGUUAUUUGCUGUUAGAACUGGUCUUUCCAGCUAAUAACAGUCGGACUCGUCAUACCUCAGUGCUUAGAAGCAUGUCCCUCCUGAGCCAGAGUGGAGAGGAGGGGAUCGUUGUACAGUCCAAGUUACCAGGCUGAAUAUAUACUGAUUGCUCAACUUCUCGUUGGCUGUCCCAGAGAGGGUUCCUCAUGUAGCUCAGCAAUUCCUGUACUU